GUGGGCGGGGCAUCCACGGGACUGGAAGCGUCCUGGGCAGAGCGGGCCGGCGGGCGGCUGUCUUUGAACCUCAUGUGGCGGGGGCUGUGGACCCUGGUCUCCCGGGCGGCAUGUGGGCCUGGCAGGCCGUGCACGCGCCGGGUCAGCGGCGUCCCGGGCCCCGCUGCCGGGGCCACCAUCUUUGCGCUGAGCUCGGGUCAGGGCCGCUGCGGCGUCGCCGUGAUCCGGACCAGCGGCCCCGCCAGCAGCCAGGCUCUCCGCAGCCUCACGACGCCGCGGGACCUGCCCCUGGCCCGCAGCGCCUGCCUGCGCCUGCUCAGCGACCCACGCUCCGGGGAGCCGCUGGACCGCGCGCUCGUGCUCUGGUUCCCAGGUCCCCGGAGUUUCACGGGUGAGGACUGCGCCGAGUUCCAUGUACACGGAGGCCCAGCCGUGGUGAGUGGCGUCCUGCAGGCCCUGGGCCGCGUGCCCGGGCUACGGCCAGCAGAAGCGGGCGAAUUCACCAGACGGGCUUUUGCCCACGGGAAGCUGACCCUGACCGAGGUGGAGGGCUUGGCGGAUCUGAUCCACGCAGAAACUGAGGCACAAAGGCGGCAGGCGCUGAGGCAGCUGGAUGGGGAGCUGGGUCACCUCUGCCGCGGCUGGGCUGAGACCCUCACCAAGGCUCUGGCCCAUGUCGAGGCCUAUAUCGACUUUGCUGAGGAUGACAACCUGGAGGAGGGCGUGCUGGAGCGAGCUGACAGCCAGGUGCAGGAGCUGGAGGCAGCACUGGGCGCACAUCUCCGAGACGCCCGACGCGGGCAGAGGCUGCGCUCAGGGGCGCACGUGGUGGUCGCAGGGCCCCCCAAUGCCGGCAAGAGCAGCCUGGUGAACCUGCUCAGCCGGAAGCCUGUGUCCAUCGUGUCCCCAGAGCCAGGGACCACUCGUGAUGUGCUGGAGAUCCCCGUCGACUUGGCUGGCUUCCCAGCACUGCUGAGUGACACAGCCGGGCUGCGGGAGGGCGCAGGGCCUGUGGAGCAGGAGGGCGUACGGCGUGCCCGCCAGAGGCUCGAGCAGGCCGAUCUCAUUCUGGCUGUGCUGGAUGUUUCUGACCUGGCCUCACCAUCCAGCUGCAGCUUCCUGGACACAGUUAUCAGGCCCAGGAGCCCCAAUGGGAGCGGCCAGCGCCUCCUGCUGAUACUAAACAAGUCGGACCUGCUUGUGCCCGGGCCUCUGCAGUGGAGUGGGGACCUGCCUCCACACGUGCUGCUGUCCUGCCGCACCGGGGAGGGGCUGGACAGCCUCCUGGAGGCGCUGCGGAAGGAGCUGGCUGCCCUGUGCGGGGACCCGGCCGCAGGCCCACCGCUAUUGACCCGUGCCAGGCACCAACACCACCUCCAAGGUUGCCUGGAUGCCCUGGGCCACUACACACAGGCCAAGGACCUGGCGCUGGCAGCUGAGGCCCUGCGGGUGGCGCGGGGGCACCUGGCCUGCCUCACCGGGGGAGGGGGAACCAAGGAGAUCCUGGACGUCAUUUUCAGGGACUUCUGCGUGGGCAAGUGAGGGCAAGGGAGCCAGCUUGAAAACAGGCCCAUGGACACUGGGAGCCUUGUGGCCUCUGGACCAGCUGAGAGCCAGGGGAGUGUAUGUGACUUUGACAGAACAGAGCUUCAGGCCAGCCACGUUUCUGGACAACCCGGGGUUUCAGGCCCUGAGGGGCAGACUGGAGGGGUUUCGCGCCCUUGCUGGGCAGCAGGAGUGGAGAGAGGCAGAGUCCUCACUUCCCGGUCUUUAAUUUAUUUUGUACAUACCCAGGGCUCGUGCAAAGCAGCCCCACUGGUUCCUUCCAGAACCUUCUGUGAGCCCUGGUGGUCAUGUGGCAACUCUGUGAAACAUGUCUCCUGUGUUGUG
Sorex araneus (European shrew) is the source of this 1890-nucleotide messenger RNA. RefSeq names its product GTP binding protein 3, mitochondrial (gene GTPBP3). Gene Ontology annotation, biological process: tRNA methylation; tRNA wobble uridine modification. The record is from RefSeq and is a predicted model, not a curated record. The transcript is spliced from 9 exons. The coding region runs from base 73 to 1542 and encodes 489 amino acids. NCBI's taxonomy places the organism in Eukaryota, Metazoa, Chordata, Mammalia, Eulipotyphla, Soricidae. Gene Ontology annotation, molecular function: protein binding; GTPase activity; GTP binding. Gene Ontology annotation, cellular component: cytoplasm; mitochondrion.